UCGUUGUCAUCAUGGUGUUUGGGAAUGAUGAGCGGUUAAUGGCUUGGGUAGCGGAGGGGUACAAACAUAAGCUCUUUGCGGACGAUGCAAAAACAGAUGACGAUAUCCGCCCUUGUGAAUCUGAUAGUUUUGUCCUAUUGCCGGAAGAAAAGACAGAUACCUUUGCAGAAUUAAGAAUAGUUACUCCAGAACCAUUCCAGGGUCAGAAAAGAGUUAGGAGUGCUACCCAUUCGAGAAAGAAUGUUGUUAUUCAGAGACCUGGGACUGCUCCCCCGAGGGCAGAAUAUGUCAGCCCUUACUCCCAGAAGGCUAUAUCAGCGUCAAGGUCAUCAUCGCCCAUGCUACCAAGACCAUCCAGUUCCUCCUCAAACCGGGUGGGAAGUGCGGGUUCAAGCAGACUCAGUUCGAAGAAAUUCAACGAGAUGCGCACGGGUUUUACACUCGUCAAUAAACUAUACGAGCAUAUGAAAGAGAGCAAAAAUAUAAAUUUACAUCCGGCAAGCCCAGAUCCAGACUUUCGAUACUUUGAUCGUCAUUCCCGAUGUUACGGAUAUAGUCAUAUGCAUGGACACUUAAUAUACGACAGGCCUCAAACAGCUUGUGAUGAACGCCCUUGCGAAUCGUACUCACGCCCGGUCUCAGCGCUAUCGAACACGUCCCGAUUAUCGUUUUAUCACAAUGACCCCAAAUCGACGAAUCAGCCCCAACGAUAUAUUAAUUAUCAUCGUCCUCGAUCCUCUCCCUUAACGAGAAAAGAGCUACUGACCUACUCUAGGGCAAAUUAUUUAAGUAGGGGUAUCCGCCCGAAGUUCUGUGACAUUGUCAGGCAGAAGGAGCUCCAUCACCGAGAUGAGGAGGACAAAUCUGAGAGUUCCGAAUACAGUUACUACAGACAACAAGGGCACCUGCUCACCAGAUGGCGCAAACACAGCAAUGCAAGUAAGGAGGGGCGUGGUGGAACAGAGGGGCGACCGGGAUCUCCCUCCUCCACGGUGGAUGGUGCUGACAAUGAAAGAGAUCUACUCGAAAAAGAGGAAGUUGAACCAGAGGUAGAAACAAAGCCAGAUAUCAUUACGCCCACAGUAAUAGAUUUCCCAGACAGUAAGUCGGACCGAUCUAACAGCUCAGCACCGGCACCGCACCUUUCUGUCGAUAUCAGAGUUGUCAUCACUGGCAAACCUGCUACUAAAACUGAUAACAAUGAUGAAAAGAAGGCAAGUAUGAGAAACAGUUGA
This is a messenger RNA of Saccostrea echinata, 1235 nucleotides long. RefSeq lists its product as uncharacterized. The record is from RefSeq and is a predicted model, not a curated record. NCBI's taxonomy places the organism in Eukaryota, Metazoa, Mollusca, Bivalvia, Ostreida, Ostreidae. The transcript is spliced from 6 exons. Bases 12 to 1235 code for a protein of 407 amino acids.